Molecule: messenger RNA, 3986 nt
Organism: Neolamprologus brichardi
Lineage: Eukaryota; Metazoa; Chordata; Actinopteri; Cichliformes; Cichlidae
Source: RefSeq, a predicted model, not a curated record
GAAACGGCUAAUGAUGUCAGACUUAAAUACUGGAAAGGAAGCACUGAAGCUCCUUUCCUUCAGAGGACGCAAACAGCAUUCAUGUCCUAACUGAGUCACAGCUUUUACCUUCAUCAGCUCAUCACGGCCAAGGAGGUUUUCGCCUCUUCUCCACUGACACUGCCCUAAAGUCGCCAAUGUCCUGCAACCACAAGGAUCUGGUUCUAGACCCAGCACUGGUGGAGAACAGGGAUCUGACAGGAGGAGCUGAGUAAAUCCAGAUUCCUCUGGAAGGAGAUAAGCCCAGAUUAAAACUCUGCUGAAGUUUCCAAAAUAAGACUAAAAUUUAAACGUCCCUCUCUGAAGUUGUGCGAUUCAAACAGAUAUCAGCUGAGGAUCAUUUGAUCACCGCUGUUUGAUCAAUAUAGGAAGGCUGAUUAGUUAUAAUAAUGUGAAAAAAUUGAUUCUUCCUGUUCCAGCUUUUCACAAUAAAAGCCCAAAAUAACAGCGAAGAACCUUGUAAAAAAAUAACAGAAGGAUGUUAUCUGCUGCAGAGUGUAGACUGAAAUAAAAAUCUUAUUCUACUCGUUAUAAAAUAGAAUAUUUAUAUCCAUGAAUAUAAAAUAAAAUAUAUUUUUUAUUGAUUAAUCUAAAGAUAUUCUGCCCAUAAGAAUAUGAUGCUAGUGAGACAGAAGAUUAUAGUUUCCUUAUUAAAUUAACAUUUUAAAAUCAGUUUAAUAAAGUAACAGCGUGAGGAAUGAAACUGGUUUAAUGAUUUAUCAAUAAUAUUUGAAUCGUUUCUGAUCAGUGGUCUGAUUUAGUGACUUUUACAAAAUAACUAAAUUACAUGUAAAUAAUUCACAUAAAAGUUUUAUAAUAACUGUUACUGUCAGUGGGAUCAGAGCAAGCGUGUGAUGUUUGUAAAGAGCACAUGACCUUAAUUCAAGCCUGGACCUCAGAAUGAUCAGCAGGAUAUUGAUUACUCUGGUCUGAAGCUCAGGUAUGAGGAAGAAGAAACCUCAUCUGUGCGAGCACUCUUCCUGUCUGUGAGAUGUUCCCCCUCAGCGUCACUGGGACUCAAACCCACCAUCUCCUGUUUACCACCUGCAGCUCACACCUGAAGCAGGCGAAGAGGAGUCUUGCUGGGCAUCGGACAGAACGCAGGUUUAAGGAGCUCUGCGUGUCUGAAGAGCGGUUUUGUUCCUGCUCGGUCUUGUUAAUCGAUCCGUGGUUGUGUCUCAAAGCAGCCGGCUGAAUUCACUGUUGUCCACCAAGGUUUCAGGUCAACCCCCCACCCCCAUUACGCCCACGCUGAACUGCACAUGCUUUUACCUUUGUCCUUAUCCAAAGGUCAAAGGUCAGACACUUUCUGUUACAGAGUUAUUUCAGGAUUUUAUGAGAAAUUUGUAUGACUUUUGAUCACUUACACUGUUAUCCUGACAUGUGUUUGUGUGUGUCUGUGUGCCAUGUUUAGAUUGUUGUGAGGACCAGAAAUUGGAACACUACUAUGCUUGUGGGGACCGAGAGGCCUUAUGGGGACAAAGUGCCCGUCCCCACAAGCUUGAAGACAUUUUUGAGACUCAAAAUGUGGUUUUAGCAUCACAGUUAGAUUGUGGUUAGGUGUGUGUGUUUUGGUAGCUGUGUGUGUGUGUGUGUGCUUAGUUGCAGUGUGUCUCGGCGUCUGGCGGGGAGAGGCCCCGGCUGUCCCAAGCUCCAGAGGCCGCGCAUGCGCCGUGUGGCGGGCUUUCCACAUCGAGGCUGUGAAGUGUCGGAAGUUUGUCGGAGUGAGGCCGAACAGAGGACGCUGUGACUGAACCAAAGAGUGUUUUAAAGGCGAAAAAAGUGUGUGAGGACGCGCGGGGGAAGUCUGCAGAGUACCCCGAAGGGCCGUCGAUGGGUUUGAGCCGCUUCCCGCUGGUUAAUCGGCGCAGACAGCAGCGUUAGCGGCGGCUGGAAGAAGUUGUAAUUGUUUUUUGGCGCUCAGCGGCGAAGAGGAAAGAUGGAGGAUCUGCGGCUGUAGCCGCGGCUAACGCUAGCUGCCCCAGCGUCUUCUCGGCCCCAAUCCGAGCUGCCGAGCGGCCCCGAGGGCGUCCCGCGGUUUGGAUGCUCCCAUCGGACACGGCGAAGUAGCCCCAGCUGCUGUUCCUGUUUGACCCCUGACGGCUCUGAGGAUGGAAGCAGGGCUACCGGAGGCAGGAUCUAGACAUCAGAUGGUGCUCUGAAGAAGCCAUGGGUAGCUGCCUAAGCUGUCCAGAGAAAGAGUCGAUUCCAGAUAAUCAUCAGAGUAAAUUCAAGGUGAUCAAUGUGGACGACGAUGGGAACGAACUGGGCUCGGGAGUGAUGGAGCUGACCGACGCCGAGCUCGUCCUCCAUACGCAUCGCCGCGAUGACGUCAGGUGGCCUUAUCUGUGCCUGCGCCGCUAUGGCUACGACUCUAACCUGUUCUCGUUCGAGAGCGGCCGCCGCUGCCAGACGGGCCAAGGUAAGAAUCCGUGUGUGCCAACAGGAAAUGAGGUCACCACAGGAUCGUGUGUGUGUGUUGAUUCUCUCGGCUACUCGGUGCCGUCUGUGCCAAACGGUGUCACGCGGAUCCCAUCUGUAGGCGAGGCACCAUCUCACCCCUCCAGUCGUCACCCGUCUGUGGCGAGCACCCGGCUGCCGUCGGUGGGGGAGGAGUCUACGCACCCUCUGCUGGUGGCCGAUGAAGCGGUACACACCUACGUCAACACCACGGGGCUCCUGGAGGAGCAGCCGAGCCCGCUGACCGUCACCACCCCGCUGGAGAGCCCGACCUCUCCACAGUCUCAGUGUCCGCCGACGCCUCCGCCCCCUCCGAGGGUCCGCGGGGAGCCACCGCCGCCGACGCCCGCCCCAGCAGAGCCGCAGGUGUUGCUGGAGCCACAAGGCGUGCGUUUCGUGCUGGGCCCCACGCCUGUUCAGAGGCAGCUGAUGGAGCGGCGGCAGAAGGAGCUGAAGGAUGCCGCCGAGCACCAAGAGACUAACGGCCACGGCGAGAAGCCCACCGAGCCCGAACCCGCCGCCACGCACUCCAACGGCUCGUCGGCUCCUCGCCGCCACCGCCCGCCCCCCCUCACACCCGACCUGCAGAAUGUCAAUAACUCGGCCCAGCGGCGCACGGCCCUGCUGGACUAUGAGAACCUGCCAGCGCUUCCGCCCGUGUGGGAGGCGAGGAAGCCGAGCUCCGAGGACGAGGAGAAGAGCUGCGGCGGCUCCAAAACGCCGUCGCUCAAUGGCUACAACCACCACGCCCACCACCACCUGCACCACUCCUACUCCCACCCGUUGUCCGCUGCGCUCGAGUCCUCGCACAACUACGUCAACACAGAGAACGUCACGGCGCCGCUCAGCGCCCAUCGGCCCGACACGGCCCGCCGCCGCGUUGACGGGCCCACCAUCUUCAACUUUGACUUCCGCCGGCCGCUGGUGUCGGGCCACAGCGAGCCGCCCAAGACGCUCAACUACAUCGAGGUGGAGAUGGACGGCGGGGCCGGGAACAAAGGCGCCUCCGACGGGAGCAAUCCCCACACGCCGCGCACCCCCUCCUCGCCGUUGCCCCCCACCACCCCCACCCGCCGCACCGAACUCUACGCCCUCAUCGACAUCGAGCGCACCGCUGCCAUGUCCAACUUACAGAAGGCGCGGCCGCGGGACGACGGCACGUCGCGCAAGACGAGACACAACAGCACGGAGCUGCCCACCAAAAGCACGGCGUGACCCCCCCGUUUGUACUCUGGGCUCCACGCCGAGCCGCACACGGACUCCAUGAGCCGGACACUUCCUGCAGACAGACUGAUGAUGACAUACCUCUGCUGGAGGCGGCGUGCUGAUGAUGUAAUAGACUUCCUUAUAUGGUACAAAUCAGUAUUACUGAACAAAGCAUUCCAUUUAGCCUUUUAUACGAGUCACUACGUGCUGCUGUAAGUCACUUAUGUUCUACAUGUACAGUAGAUGUGCCACAAUAAAAGUCUGGUUUUAUUUCUACUGCA